Messenger RNA from Brugia pahangi, 1341 nucleotides. Lineage: Eukaryota; Metazoa; Nematoda; Chromadorea; Rhabditida; Onchocercidae. The record is from the annotation of a GenBank genome assembly.
AUGUUUAAGCUUAUGCGAACGUUGGUAUUCGUUACUGGGAACGUGAAUAAAGUGAGAGAAGUGCGCGCUAUCCUUGGAGAUCGGUUCACGGUUUCAGGGGAAGUGAACGAAGUCAUGUCGGAGUGGGAUUCCAGUGUGAUGGACAGUUCAUCAUUUGGAAAUCCUGGAAAGAUAUUUGAAAGGCCUGGCUGUUUGAGUGAAGCAUCAAGGAAUUCUGGUCUGUUGGUUACAGUCCCUGAAUUAAUUCGUAAUAUAGCACCAAUGCGUUAUGGUUUACUUACUGAAGAAUUUUACAAAAGUUCCAGUUCAGAAACUAUGCAGAGUGCAAGAAAUGAACGGACUGUUCCCUCUUCGUCAUUAUCAAAACUAUUCUUUGAUGAUGAUGAAGUACAAUAUAUGGGAUGCCAAAGUGAAUCAUUUCAUGUGAGGAGCAAAUUCUUUCUGUCUCUAAAUUCUGCAAAAUCUAAUGGGAAUAAAAGCUCAUGCACUUCGCUUUUGAAUUUACCGGAUAAGGAUGAAGGUAUGUCUCAGUGCCACUCGAAGAUGGCAAAAAUUGGAGAAGUUCCAGUUUGGGAACCGGCUUUGAGCUUAUUUCGUGACACGCAAAGAGAUUGUACAGUGAUUUCUGGAAGGGAAGUUCAUCGGGUUAUUUUUUCUCCCGCUCAGGAAGGAGCUCUCCUCUUCAAUCGCAACAAUCGCAUCUCAACAGCUUCGUUGGCUUCUUAUAGAGGACAUCUACGCACCUCGAGGACAUCCACAUUUUUCGAUCGUUUUCGCCAUCGUCGAAUUCCACGUGCGACUGCGCAUAUUCAUCAGAAAUCCUAUAAAUACCGAGUUUAUUGUGAACAAAGUCGAAAUAUUGAGAAUGAAGACAUCGAUUUGCCGGAAUAUCAAGGAGAACCGUCUGAAAUAGCUAGGCUUAAAUGUUUAACAGCCUCACAACAGCUACAGCGACCUGUUGUAGUUGAAGAUACUUGUCUGUGUUUUAAUGCUCUUGGAGGCUUACCCGGGCCAUACAUCAAGUGGUUUCUCAAGAACUUAAAGCCCGAUGGUCUGUACAAAUUGUUGGCUGGUUUUGAAGAUAAAACCGCAUAUGCGCAAUGUAUAUUUGCAUAUUGCGAAAAUUCAUCUCAACCUGUUCUUCUCUUCGAAGGAAGAACGAACGGAAGAGUAGUUAAACCGAGGGGAGAGACGAAUUUCGGUUGGGAUUCGUGUUUUGAACCAGAAGGUUUCUCGCAAACAUACGCAGAAAUGGGUUCUGCAAUAAAAAAUACAAUCAGUCAUAGAAGUAAGGCUCUGGCAGAACUGAAAAAUUAUUUUGAGAAUAAAUCUCAACAAUAA